Molecule: messenger RNA, 2888 nt
Organism: Mus pahari (shrew mouse)
Lineage: Eukaryota; Metazoa; Chordata; Mammalia; Rodentia; Muridae
Gene: Ccr2
Product: C-C motif chemokine receptor 2
Exons: 3
Coding region: 76-1197 (373 amino acids)
Biological process (GO): chemotaxis; immune response; inflammatory response
Cellular component (GO): cytoplasm; membrane
Molecular function (GO): chemokine (C-C motif) ligand 5 binding; C-C chemokine receptor activity
Source: RefSeq, a predicted model, not a curated record
GUACCUCCAGAUCUGUUACUGAGAAGCCUGAGAUACCAGUGCCAUCAUAAAGAAGCCAUACCUGAAUCAAAGGAAAUGGAAGACAGUAAUAUGCUACCACAGUUCAUCCAUGGCAUACUAUCAACAUCACAUUCUCUAUUUACACGAAGUAUCCAAGAGCUUGAUGAAGGGGCCACCACACCAUAUGACUACGAUGAUGGUGAGCCUUGUCAUAAAACCAGUGUGAAGCAAAUUGGAGCUUGGAUCCUGCCUCCACUCUACUCCCUGGUAUUCAUCUUUGGUCUUGUGGGCAACAUGUUGGUCAUUAUAAUUCUGAUAGGCUGCAAAAAGCUGAAGAGCAUGACUGAUAUCUACCUGCUCAACUUGGCCAUCUCUGACCUGCUCUUCCUGCUCACACUACCAUUCUGGGCUCACUAUGCUGCAAAUGAGUGGAUCUUUGGGAAUAUAAUGUGUAAAGUAUUCACAGGGCUCUAUCACAUUGGUUAUUUUGGUGGAAUCUUUUUCAUUAUCCUCCUGACAAUUGAUAGGUACUUGGCUAUUGUCCAUGCUGUGUUUGCUUUAAAAGCCAGGACAGUUACCUUUGGGGUGAUAACAAGUGUAGUCACUUGGGUGGUAGCUGUGUUUGCCUCUCUACCAGGAAUCAUAUUUACUAAAUCCAAACAAGAUGAUCACCAUUACACCUGUGGCCCUUAUUUUACACAACUAUGGAAGAAUUUCCAAACAAUAAUGAGAAAUAUCUUGAGCCUGAUCCUGCCUCUACUUGUCAUGGUCAUCUGCUACUCAGGAAUUCUCCACACCCUGUUUCGCUGUAGGAAUGAGAAGAAGAGGCACAAGGCUGUGAGGCUCAUCUUUGCCAUCAUGAUUGUCUACUUUCUCUUCUGGACUCCAUACAAUAUUGUUCUCUUCUUGGCCACCUUCCAGGAAUCCUUGGGAAUGAGUAACUGUGUGAUUGACAAGCACUUAGACCAGGCCAUGCAGGUGACAGAGACUCUUGGAAUGACACACUGCUGCAUUAAUCCUGUCAUUUAUGCCUUUGUUGGAGAGAAGUUCCGAAGGUAUCUCUCCGUAUUUUUCAGAAAGCAUAUUGCCAAACAUCUCUGCAAACAGUGCCCAGUUUUCUAUAGGGAGACAGCAGAUCGAGUGAGCUCAACAUUCACUCCUUCCACUGGGGAGCAAGAAGUCUCAGUUGGGUUGUAAAGGAGAGCAGAAGGCUGAAGGUAGUGAACGACCAAGAAUACGGAGAAAAGCCAAUUCCUUCAUCAGGCAUAGAGAGCUGCAGCAAAAAGGCAGAGAUAUAUGGGACAGUAGAAGUGGUGUGUCUAAAACUAUAUAGAAUAAGAAGCAAAAUGGAUGCCUCAGCACUGAGGAAAGGUUUCUGUCAGUUUAUAAACUGGUUUUGUAUUAUUGCUGCUAUUUUCUGCCUCCUCAAUACCUUUGCAACUGCCUCUUUCCUCAUAGCCUUUAUCUCUCAGCCUCCACCUGAGAAAGGUGUAUAUGGAAUAGCCAAACAUGAAAACCUGGAUAGUUCUAUAAGAGGAAAAAAAACACUGUUAUGUUAUGUUUUCGUGGGUAAAACAAAACUGGAUGAAGCAGAGACAGAAGUCUUGCUUUGAAAAUAAUACUUGGGAAUAUAUCUUAAUUACAUGGCAAAAUAAACCUGGAUAAAAAUGAUUACAGAUGGAGUGGGAAGAAGUGUGUCACAGACUAUGUGCUAAAGCCUUAUUUUUGGAUAUAAACAUAAUUCAAAUAUUUAAAAACUGAAAAUAGAAAAAAAUAAAAUCAAGACUGGAAAGUUUAACUUCUAAAUGUGAUGAAAUACCUUUGUAAGAGUUCUUAUCUUGCCAAGCUUGAAAAUAGUUUAUUAGUUAUAGAAGAAAUUCUGGCUUUGAGCUUAUGAACUAACAUAGACAACUCAGGAUUGACAGGGACUUGGGGUUUGUGGUCUGUGGGCUUACCCAACCAUGGUGAUUUAGACUCUAAGCCAUCUGGAUCCUAGCAUGUGCUACAUAGAUGUCAUGUGCACAUGCAAGUGGUUUACUUGCUCUUUCAGGCUUGGUUUCCCCAAACUCCUUUGGAUCUUUUGUCCUAAAUGUGAUCUUGGUGAAAGAUUGUCCUUUGAGUGAGUGGGAGAUCCUAAGUCAAAUCAACUCCUUAUCAAGAAUUUAAAAGUAAAUAUACAAAGGAGAGGAGUUAUAGAAAUGCCUUUUCGUAAGAAAAAUAUCUCCCCUGAAUUGAGCCAAAAAUGUUCUUCCCUGUCCACUAAUGAGUUUCUUAUCUAACAGAAGCAAGAAACAAAGGAACAGACAACUUGAGAGCUGGAAGUCAUUGUGGUCUGGCUUUGCUACCACAUGAUGAGAAGAAAUUUCUAAAAGAAGUAGGGGAUGACAGUAUCACCUUCAGUUAGCCUAACACUUUUAUUUUAAUGAUAAUGAGAUGCAAAUACUUGUAAAACUAUGAUUUAGAAAAUAAACCAAUGCUCUAUCUAUAGUGCUAGAAAUAUUAAAAAGAAACAAGUGUAUGCUUUGUUAUUCUAGUGUGGUUGACUAUUUUGUUCAUGACUACACAACUCUUUUCCCUGGACUACUUUACAAAUUUUAUACCUGGUGUUUGAUGGAGAGGUAUGACUUACAGCUUGCCUUCCAGGAUAUACACCCUUCUAUAGUACGUGGGCUAGAAGACAAACACAAGUGACAUCAAUAUCUUCUGAUUAUAGUCCCAGCAAGGCUGAGCUGAGACUCUUUUCAGCGAAAUGUAGCCCUCCAUCUUGGUGAGUAAGCAGAUAUGAGGACUGAAGCUAGGAUCCCAGCCAUGGAGAAGAGGAGCAAGAAAUCCAUGUCCACAUGAUAAGUCACUGGGUCAGGGGGUUAUUUGUUAAAUACAAUGCUGAC